AUGUAUUGCCAGAAGUGUCGACAGCCUGUUCGCUUCGAUAGCUCGCUCGAGAAUAUCAAUCCGGCGUCCUUUGACCUGCUCGUUGCAUCCACGGGCAAGUCUCAACUGAACAAUGUGACCUCCACCGUCUCUCGCAUGAACUAUCCACAAGAAAGAAAGGAACUAUAUGACCGUGUCUCCCUCCAAACGAACUCUCCGGUUUACAAGAGAUCUAUUGCCGCGCCAAAAGAUGAGGCGAUUCCAGCUCGUCGGCCGGACCAACCAAACGGCAAUCCUGACAUGUCAUUUAUUGAAAUCACACAGUCACAAGUUGCUCUGACCGGCAAGGAACAUCAGAAUCGAAAAGUACAAAGCGCUAGUCCGGGAAUCAAUGGUUCCGACCCUGUUCCUAUGACGGAUCCUAAGUUGUCUGAUACGAAGAGUCAGGUUGAAGACCUGUUUGCCAUCCUCUCAUCCCACUCGGACAUCGAUCAUCCCAUGUGUCAGGAAUGCACUUCCAUGAUUCUGUCUCAAUAUGCGACACGCCUGGGCAGUGCCAACAGGGAAAGAGACGCCUACGCCGGCUUCCUCAAAUCAGUCCAAAACCUCACCUCCGAGACUCGGCGGCCCUCAGAUGCAAACCGGGCCAGAGGGACUAUUUACGAGCAACUAGAAUCUACCGAAGCCGAAAUGAGAAAAGUGGAUGUGGAGAUUGCGGCUCUGGAGGAGCAGUUGCGGCACGAGGAACUAGAGCAACAAGCGUACUGGAAUUCGCGAAACUCCAUCGAUGACAAUCUAUACCAUACGAUCACACAUUUAUCAUUUCUUAGAGAGAAACAAACCCAUGACUUCCGCCAGCUUGAGCGGCUGCAGCGCACGAAUGUUUACAACGACACUUUUUGCAUCGGCCAUGAUGGCUACUUUGGCACGAUAAACGGGCUCCGUCUCGGCCGUUUGCCCAAUCAAAAUGUUGACUGGUCUGAGAUCAAUGCUGCAUGGGGCCAAACCUUGCUGCUGCUAGCCACUGUUGCAGAAAGACUGAAGUUCACAUUUCAGGGUUAUCGUCUGCGACCUCAAGGGAGCACGUCUCGCAUAGAAAAGCUUGAGUACCCCCAACAACCUCCCGACAUCCAGAGACAGCAAUCAGUGGGCCGCGAUGGAGGGUUGCGUUCAGCUGCCGCGAAUCCUGAACCCAAGGUCACCCCGCUCAACCUAUUCAGCAGCGGCGACAUGGCAAUCGGACGCAUUCUGAACCAUUGGAAGUUUGACGCUGGCAUGGUGGCCUUUCUCGACUGCUUGGGGCAACUGGGAAAAUACGUCGAGAAGACUUCCAGCGUCGACAUAAACCCCAAACCAUCCGUACGGAACGCGACAAUAAGGAACACACCAUCCAAAAGAGUAUUACCCUACGGGAUACAGGGUGAUAAAAUAGGGGAUGUUUCGAUCAAGCUAGGGGUUGGUUUUCAUCAAGAUGAGAACUUCACCAAAGCUUGUAAAUAUGCCUUGACUUGUUGCAAGUUCCUCCUGGCUCAUGUCAGCAACCUCGAAAGUCAGAAGGAAGCGUGA
Messenger RNA from Fonsecaea multimorphosa CBS 102226, 1545 nucleotides. RefSeq lists its product as uncharacterized. The transcript is spliced from 2 exons. Gene Ontology annotation, cellular component: phosphatidylinositol 3-kinase complex, class III, type I; phagophore assembly site; phosphatidylinositol 3-kinase complex, class III, type II. The record is from RefSeq and is a predicted model, not a curated record. Lineage: Eukaryota; Fungi; Ascomycota; Eurotiomycetes; Chaetothyriales; Herpotrichiellaceae. Gene Ontology annotation, biological process: cellular response to nitrogen starvation; late endosome to vacuole transport; autophagy. Bases 1 to 1545 code for a protein of 514 amino acids.